AUGGGUGCUCAUUUAGCUAAAGGUAAAAUUCACGGCGGCGUAAGGAUUAAAAACGGUACGAUUGUUUGCCCUUUUCACCAAUGGCAGUUUGAUGGCAAUGGCAAUUGUAAACAUAUUCCCUAUGCAGAAAAGAUUCCCCCAAAAGCGAAAAUUCCCAGUUGGUAUGUUGUUGAGAAGAAUCGCAUGGUAAUGGCUUGGAAUGACAUCGAAGGUUCGGCUCCAGAAUGGGACCUACCUGACAUUCCUGAAGUUGAAGACGAUGAAUGGACUGAUUAUGAAGUUCGUGAAUGGAGAAUUCGUACACAUAAUCUGGAUAUGGCUGAAAACCAAGUUGAUGUCGCUCAUUUUCAAUACCUUCAUGGUACUCAGGACUAUCCACGUAGUGAGGCAGAAGCAGAUGGCCAUAUCUUACGUGUAUCCUCUAAAGCGGGUAUGGGCACUCCUCGCGGCGAUGUUGAGGGUGGUAUUGUUUCGACCUCCUAUGGAUUUGGGUUCUCAACAAUACGUUUUUCAGGAAUUGUUGACACGAUGCUUGUUACUUCGACAACACCGGUUGACGGUGAAUAUGUGCAUACACGUUUCUGUUUUAUGAUCAAAAAAUUAGGUGGCUCUGACGUUACAAAAGGUGUUGGGAAAGCAUUCAUUCGUGAAGUUACUCGUCAGCUAGAAGAAGAUAUGCCUGUUUGGGAAAACAAAGUAUUUGUUCAUCCACCUGUUUUAUGUGAAGGAGAUGGACCUGUUGGUAUUUUUCGUAAAUGGUUGAAACAGUUUUUUCCUGCUGGAACCUUUGACAAACUCAAUAUCCAAGCCAACUCAUAUGGUGCACAACAACCACCAACACAUCAAUCAGAUUAUAUGAAACAUGAUCAUACAGAACCUAACAUAGCUAAAUCUUAA
Messenger RNA from Ylistrum balloti, 897 nucleotides. RefSeq names its product 3-ketosteroid-9-alpha-monooxygenase, oxygenase component-like. The transcript has a single exon. Gene Ontology annotation, cellular component: chloroplast. The record is from RefSeq and is a predicted model, not a curated record. Bases 1 to 897 code for a protein of 298 amino acids. NCBI's taxonomy places the organism in Eukaryota, Metazoa, Mollusca, Bivalvia, Pectinida, Pectinidae. Gene Ontology annotation, biological process: chlorophyll biosynthetic process; cholesterol metabolic process. Gene Ontology annotation, molecular function: chlorophyllide a oxygenase activity; 2 iron, 2 sulfur cluster binding.